Physella acuta is the source of this 2324-nucleotide messenger RNA. RefSeq names its product protocadherin Fat 4. Lineage: Eukaryota; Metazoa; Mollusca; Gastropoda; Physidae. Gene Ontology annotation, molecular function: calcium ion binding. Gene Ontology annotation, biological process: homophilic cell-cell adhesion. The record is from RefSeq and is a predicted model, not a curated record. Gene Ontology annotation, cellular component: membrane.
AUGAAGGUGUCUUUGGCCCCCUUCAAUGUUGUGAGAUAUGAGAUUGUUCGACAAUCUGUGCCAAAUAUCUUUGCCAUCAACUCAAUUGCAGUUCGAGCUUAUGAUGGAGGAAAUCCAGCCCUCUCAUCCUACAAUGUCUUCAGGGUGACUGUCAAUGGAAAUCUUCAAAGCCCAGUGUUUGUGGUGCCUGGUUCUGCUGCCAACUACAUCGCUAGUGUUGAGAUACUUGAACACAUUGGUUUCAACUACGACAUUCACACUGUCACUGUUACAGAUGGGGACCUUGGUGAUGCUGGCAAAGUGAGCUACUACCUAGUUGGUGACAAUCAAGCCCUGAUGUAUUACCAAGUGAUCACUGACUCUGGGAUUAUAAGGAUCCGCUCAUCACUACUUCAAGACAAUGUUCAGCAGUACACAUUGAAUAUUAUUGCUCGGGACGGUGACAUCAGUAACCCUAAAGUGUCUACAACUACAGCUACCGUCUCAGUCAGUGUGUACAGAAAUAAAUUCUCGCCACAGUUUAUCAAUAUGGCUGCUUACAAUCAAGUGAUUGAUGCCAACCUGCAAGUUGGGCAACGUGUAACAGCUGUAACAGCAACAGAUGCUGAUCGAGUGAACACUUAUGAAAGGGUGGAUUACCAGAUAAUUGGGGAUGGAGAUUCUUUUGGACUCUUUCAGAUAAAUUCUAAUACUGGUGAAAUCACACUAAAGAGCUCUUUAGCCAAUUAUGGAGCAAGUGUUUACUAUGUGAGAGUCCAAGCUAAUGACAAUGGUGUGGUCCCUCACAAGUUCAGUAACACAACAGUCUUGACCAUCACGGUCAACCAAAACCUGCGCACGCCUGUUUGGAAUGUUGUUGACCAAAACAACCCAGCUUUCACCUUUACAAUAUCAGAAGAUCAGUACCUGUAUUUUCCAUUUGGGUUCCUGUCUGCUACUGAUGGUGAUUCUCAGCCUCCACACAACCUUGUAGACUUCUACUACAGCCCAGCCUCUCAGUCUGCUCUUGAGUUUUUCCGUGUGACCAGAGAUGGCGAGAUGUCAGCAAUUAAGUCAUUGGUCGGAGCAACAAGCAACUCUUACACUUGGACCAUGGGACUGAGUGACAGGGGCACUCCUAUACGCAACAACUCUCGCCUGGCCACUGUGACAGUUUUAAUCACCAGGAACAACAACGCCCCCUACUUUACAAACUGCCCGCCUGCAACUGCCACAGUUGUUAGAGAAGACGCUGCUCUUGGCACCACAGUCCUCCGUGUCACAGCCUCUGACAAUGAUCCCCCUAGUUCUAGAUUUGGAAAUAUCACUGUGUCAUUGAUUGGGGAUGGAACCAGCAAUGUUUUUUUCCGCCUCAACUCUAAUAAUGAAAUAGUUGUAGAUGGAAACUUAGCAUCAACCAGCACCAGUAGUUACCAGAUUUUGGUCCAAGUUUCUGACCAGGGAAGUCCACCUAAACAGGCCCAGUGUGUCAUUCCUGUCAGCAUCAACCACAACUUGCAAGCACCUGUCUUCGGCAACACUAGUUACAGUGUGAGGAUCCUUGAAAACCUGCCACCAGCCUCUUCAGUGAUCAGGGUCAUUGCCACAGAUGCUGAUAUAUAUGCCCCAAACAAUGUGAUUGACUACAUCAUUACAUCAGGAGGAGAAUACUUCCAGGUUGAUCAAUCAACAGGGCUCAUCAGUGUCAAGGUCCCUGUCUACCUAGACACUGCAACAAGUUAUCAAGUAACACUGAUUGCAAGAGACAGAGGAACUCCUACAAGGCAGUCAGCUCCAUUCAAUGUUACAAUAACUCCACAAAGAAAUAGAUUUGCACCAAAAUGGCAGGCCACUCCCUGCAACUUUUAUCUGACCCUACCACUAACCAACAAUCAGUUGCUGAGAACUUUGACUGCAACAGAUGAUGACUUGCCACCUUUUAAUAAGUUGGAGUUUGAUCUUCUUCCCUACUCCAACACUCAACCAUUAUUCACUGCUGAGAUCAACAAUCAAAACUCUGUUAAUAUUAGAGUUCCCAAUGCAAAACUUAUCAACUUUGACACACUUCCACAAUAUUUUUUUUAUGCCAGAGUUCAUGACAAUGGGACUCCACGUCUCUCAGACAUUGCUGUUGUAAUAUUAAAUGUGCAUCAAAACUCAAAUGACUCGAGUUUCCCCACUACAACAAAGACUGACACUGCAGAUGAAGAUUCAACAUUGUCCAUGGGUGCUAAAGAUUAGAGCAGCUGAAGACAGCAAAAACUGCACAUUUACAGAAUAUGUGAGAAUCAUUGUAAAAUUUAAUUUUAAAUAUAUAAGAAAGCUUAUACAUAAGCAGAACUGGC